Molecule: messenger RNA, 3100 nt
Organism: Panicum virgatum (switchgrass)
Lineage: Eukaryota; Viridiplantae; Streptophyta; Magnoliopsida; Poales; Poaceae
Product: protein WEAK CHLOROPLAST MOVEMENT UNDER BLUE LIGHT 1-like
Exons: 4
Coding region: 520-2943 (807 amino acids)
Source: RefSeq, a predicted model, not a curated record
GAGGUCCCCCGGCGAGGCGACGACGAGUGCGCGGUGACGCGAGCGCAAAAGGACAAAGCUUUGACACGCACCCGCUCCUACUCCCCCCCCCCCCCUCCCCGCAAAGAACACGCGCGCACAGCACGGCACGGCACACAGAGGAAAAAGGAGGGGCGGACGCAGGGAGGCGAGGAGACCCGAGGAGAGCGGAGCGGAGACGGAAGAGACCCCAGCCGCGGCGGAGAAAAGGAAGGCUCUCCUCCGGUCGCUUCGCCCGCCAAGGCAUCCCGUCCCGCCGGCCAGCCACCGGGCAUGGUGUGCUGAAUGCAUCCUUUAUGCAUGCUAUUCGGUGAAGGAAACUUGAGCUCCUCUGCUCCUCCUACACGUCCUGGAAUUUCGAGGACAAAGACUCUGUGAACACUAAAGCUUGGGAAUGAAGUUGGAAAAUUCUGUUGAAUAAACUAGCCAAAUAGUCUUUCUUUAUAUUCAUCUUCGUCAAUAACAGAAAGAUAUUUUUUACUGCCAUCUUUUCCUGCUUCGAUGGAAGUUCUUGAUAGUAAUGGUCACAGCGAAACAAGAAUACAGGAUGCUGAAAAUCCAGGGCCAGUUUCUGUUAACAGUCCAGAUAUGUCCCCGGAAAUCCAAGAAAAGUUACCUCACAAUUUGGCAGAGCGCCAAGAAGAAUUGGGGUCCCCUGCAGACCACACUAUGAGCUCGUCAUUGGAAAUGCUAUCCCACAUAGGACCAGCUCAUGAUUCAUCAAAGAAGGAGGGAGAUCAUCCUCCUUUAACAAAUAAGACUGAAGUGAAAAACAUAUCUGACAAUGGUUUUACCAGAGUAAAUACAAUGCCAACAGCUGAAGUUAAAUCUAAAAAAGGCAAAACGAAUUAUCACGAGAACAAUGCCGUCACACAAGACAAUAUAGUAAACUCAGGAAAGGGAUCUGAAGGCUCAUACAGAAGUCUUGUUGACACUACUGCACCGUUUGAGUCUGUUAAAGAAGCUGUCACCAAAUUUGGAGGAAUUGUUGAUUGGAAAGCCUACAGGGCUCAAUCAUUAGAGAGACGCAGGGUCAUGCAACUUGAACUUGAAAAGGUUCAACAGGAGAUUCCACAAUUCAAAGAAGACUGGGAAACUGCUGAGGUGGCCAAAUCAAACGUGAUGGAGGACCUAGACAGAACUAACAGACUUAUCGAGGAGCUGAAGCAUAAGCUGGAGAGGGCACAGCUUGAAGUGGACCAAGCAAAGCAAGAUUCUGAACUGGCCCUGCUCAGGGCACAAGAGGUGGAGCAGGGGAUUGAUGAUGAAGCUAGUGUAAUAGCCCAAACACAGUUGACAGUUGCCAAAGAAAGACAUGAAAAGGCUGUUGAGGAACUGAAAUUGCUGAAAGAGGAGUUGAUAUCAACGCAUGAACAAUAUGCUGUCUUAGCAACUGAAAGGGAUGUAGCAAUAAAAAGGGCUAAGGAAGUCGUUUCUGCUGCGAAGGAUACUGAGAAGCAAGUAGAGGAACUCACUUUAGAACUUAUUGCAUCCAAAGAGUCUCUUGAGUUAGCUCAUGCUUCGCACCACGAAGCUGAAGAGCAUAGACUUGGAGCAGCUUUGGCGAAAGAGCAUGAUUGCCUAGCUUGGGAGAAAGAGCUGCAGCAGGCACAAGAGGAGCUGGAACAGCUCAACAAACAAAUUAUGUCCAAAACUACUGUGGAGGCCGAAAUUGAUGAAAAUGAGCGCAAAAUGCUUAGCCUCAAAAGUGAGCUAGCUGCCUACAUGGGUAACAAAUUGAACGAAGAAGCUGGAAUGGUCCAGGAGCAAGCUUCGGACGAAGCAAAAGAAAUUAGUAGGUCAAUCAAGCAAGCUCUGGUUUCAAAAAGAAAGGAGCUUGAUGAAUACGGAGAGAAGUUAGAAAAUGCAAAAAACGAAGCCGACUUAAUAAGAGUUAUUGCAGAAUCCCUCAGAUCAGAGCUUGAUAGGGAGAAAGCUUCACUUGCUACAUUGCAGCAGAGUGAGGGCAUGGCAUCCAUCACAGUUUCUUCUCUAGAAGCUGAGCUCGAGAGAACAAAACAACGGAUAGAAAUGGUACACAAGAAAGAAGAAGAAACUCGGAAAAAAAUGGCGGAGCUUCCGAGGAUGUUGCAGCAAGCUGCCCAGGAGGCAGAUGAUGCCAAGAUGGCAGCACAUUUGGCACAAGAAGAACUGAGAAAGGCCAAGGAAGAAGCUGAACAAACCAAGGCUGCUGCGACAACUGCAGAUAUCAGGUUAUGUGCAGUUUUGAAAGAAAUAGAGGCGUCGAAAGCAUCUGAGAGGCUAGCGAUAGUGGCAGCUCAAGCAAUGCAGGAGAGUGAGGAGACAGGGAAUUUUGGUGAUUCUCCUAGAGGAGUAACACUUCCUAUAAAUGAAUAUCAUGCUCUGAGCAAGAGGGUUCAUGAAGCUGAAGAGGUUGCAAAUGAGAGGGUAGCAGCAGCUUUGACACAAAUAGAGUUGGCAAAAGAGUCUGAAUCAAGGAGCCUAGAGAAGCUAGGUGAAGCAUUGAAGGUGAUUCAUGAAAAGAAGAGUGAUCUUCAAAUUGCGUUGGACAGGGCUGAGAAGGCAAAUGAAGGGAAACUUGGCGCUGAGCAGGAGCUGAGAAGAUGGAGAGCUGAACAUGUGCAACGUCGGAAAGCCUAUGAAGCUACAAAACAUGCAGAUAGUCCUGUGAGCACUCCACCGAGGACAAAACAUGCACAUAGUCCUGUGAGCACUCCACCGAGGACAAAACAUGCACAUAGUCCUGUGAGCACUUCACCGAGGACGUUCGUCGAGCACAAGGGCUCUUACCAGGUGGAAGAUGAAAUUCUUGCAGAUCCAAAGUUGCACAAGUCAACUGGUAGUGUGGAUCAAUUUGUUUCGGAUGAGAAGAUACGGAAAAAGAAGUCGUUCUUCCCUCAGAUGUCCACACUUUUAUCUAGAAAGACACAGACACAAACAUAAUGUUUCCGAACCUUUGUAAAAUGUACAUGGUGUAAAGUUAAGUUUAUUGUCCAUACCCUGUAAAUUGUUUGGCAUUUAAAUAUUGUAUGUCUUUGUAUGAUGUUUUGGAGAGGAUGUUACUCAAAUCUUGCUUUGUUUUAUGCCCUUCCCGACCAAA